Molecule: messenger RNA, 513 nt
Organism: Chrysoperla carnea
Lineage: Eukaryota; Metazoa; Arthropoda; Insecta; Neuroptera; Chrysopidae
Product: serine/threonine-protein kinase 33-like
Exons: 4
Coding region: 49-513 (154 amino acids)
Biological process (GO): intracellular signal transduction; protein phosphorylation
Cellular component (GO): cytoplasm
Molecular function (GO): protein serine/threonine kinase activity; ATP binding
Source: RefSeq, a predicted model, not a curated record
AAAUAAUAACAAAACAAACAAUUGAAAAUUACUGAUGAUACUGUCAAAAUGUGUCUUUUACCAUACACAAAAUAUAUUAUGCAAAAUGAAAAAACAGUUCUGUGUGGAAAUCAAGUUUACGUCCAUCAACGAAUAACUGAUGCAAGCGAUUUAAAACAUUAUUACAAUUUUGGUCAAAAGUUAGGCAACGGAUGUUUUGGAAUUGUCGUUCAAGCACAAGAAAAAUUAACUGAGAAAAAAUGGGCAAUAAAAAUAAUACUGAAAUCCAAGGCGAAUGAAACUUUAGGUGGUGAAAGUUUUCGAUCUAUUGAACGAGAAAUAAUUAUUUUAAAAAUGGUAAAUCAUCCUCAUAUAAUACACCUUGAAAAAGUAUUUGAAUCACCAAAAAAAAUUUAUCUUAUACUCGAAUUGUGUCGUGAAGAAUUAGCAACAGCAUUUAAAAAGAAGAAAAGGUUUACAGAAGACGAAACCAGAUAUGUACUUAAACAACUUGUUUCGGCUGGUCCAACAUAA